Microstroma glucosiphilum is the source of this 2595-nucleotide messenger RNA. RefSeq lists its product as hypothetical. NCBI's taxonomy places the organism in Eukaryota, Fungi, Basidiomycota, Exobasidiomycetes, Microstromatales, Microstromataceae. The record is from RefSeq and is a predicted model, not a curated record. Gene Ontology annotation, cellular component: Golgi apparatus. The transcript has 2 exons. The coding region runs from base 151 to 2166 and encodes 671 amino acids.
CCUGCCAGUCUACUUUUAGCCGCACCUCACCGCCCGCCCUACCGUAGACUCCUUCACAUUCCUUUACGCUGCGAUACUCGAUCUGUUCUCCACGCAUCAGACGGAGGGCGUCCUCCUUUCCAUUUUCAGCUGCUGCUGACGCCAGACGUCAUGUCCUCUUCGUAUACGCACAACGACCAUGCCUAUGCCGGUGGAUCCUACGCCAGCUACCAAGGCGGAACCUCUCACAACCACAGCCAAAACCAAAGCUACAAUCACGGGCCUUCCUCCUCAUCCACGUCGUCUUCGCCCUACACAUCCGCUUCUCAACCUCCUCCGUCUUCCUAUGCUCCCGAUGGUACCUCACGGCUUGCUAGGGAUGGCACACAGCGUACCGCCCAGACUCACACAAGUCGCCAGUCUUCGCGCUAUACAGAGGGAGCACCCACCACGACCAAGACCCGCUCCAAUGGCGAUCGUGCGAGCAGGAGUGGCGGGACAACUAGCAACGUCUCUCGUGGAUUGGCACUCCCCCUGAGCACCCCUCGUCAGCUGGGGACCGGUCUGAUCCCUUCCAGGAGCUCGGCGUGGUUUCUGCUCGUAGUCGUCCUCGAAUCACUUACGGUCAUCGGUCUAGUGGCGGCUGUAUUUGGCAUCGUAGAGGUACGGACAGAGACGCUCUCGCAAGAUGCAAAGACGGUGCCCGUCUUUCUUGCGCUCCUCGUCUUUGGCUUCCUCUUCUUCAUCGUAAUGGCGCUGGACGCCUUUAGGCUACACAACACUAUUCAAAUUUACGGCUGUCUGAUCCUCAAUCUCGCACUGCUCAUCACUGCAGCUCUGCAGAUUUCUCAAGUGAGAGAUGCGUUUGUGAAUCAGGAUGAGGCAGGGUUGGGAGUACCCUGCGUGAAUAGACGCAGUCGACGCUGCAAUGCUGUACGGACCCUCUACCCCGAUAUAGAGCCCCUCCUCAUCGCUGUCCCCGUGGUAGUGGGCGUGGCUCAGGGCCCCCUCACGUACUUUACCCUGAAGCUCUCUCAAGACUUUGGUUGGGAAAUCUAUCGCAAGAUCGGUGCGGACCUACGCAAAAGACGCAUGAUGCUCGUGUACCAGAUCUUCGUCUGCUUCCUCAAGUACACUGGGUUCUUCGGCUUGGCAUUCUGCAUAGCCUAUCUCAUCCUCGUCUCCAAGCGACACGAUGUAGAGUUUGCACUUACCAUCGCUGCUAUACCUGCAGCGAUUGUAGUAUUGUUCCUGAGUGCAAUUGCGGUGCAAAAGGAGCUGAGGAGCUUGAUGUCCUUUUGUGUGCUGUGCAUGCUUGCUGGGAUCGCCUACUUCAUAUUCAAGAUCACGAGAAUCUUUGAGCCCGAAACGGAGCAGCAGUACAGAACUGUUCGACUCAGUCUCACCUUCUUUUCCGUCCUCUCCAUCCUCUCCCUCCUCACAACCCUCGCCCUAGCCAUCGUCUGUACCCUCAACUUCGGCAAAGGCCUCAAGGAAGCUCACGAGACAAUGGGCGGUCUACUGGGAACGUUCAACAGGAGAGCGGCAAGGAGGAGACAGGAUGAGGCUCAGCCUGUUGAGAUUGAAGCGGGGGAAAAGGAGGGAGAGGAAGUCAGUGGAAGUGGCGAUGGAAGAUUAGCUGGGGUGGGAGAGGAGGACGAAGAGGAUGAUGAAGCUGCUGAGAGUCGUAGCUCUCUUGGUCGUGCAGGUCGCGGGCAAGGUCAAGAACAAGGAGCUACAGCGACAGUGGCGCCAGCGGCAGCGACAGGUGGGGCGAGCUAUUCGAGCUACGAGCCACCCUUACAGCAACACCAAGACCACCCCUACUACCCAGCCUCCUCUACGCUCGACUCACCCCACCACCCAAGCAUGAGCACCACGACACCAGGGACGGGAUACUCCUCCACAUCCAGUCCCACAAGUGCACGACCGUCGCGCGCUCUCCCCUACUCGAAUCAGGAGGAUGAAGCCAUUACCGGUCGACACGGUGCCCGUGCGCAAUCUGGCUACGCUCCCAGCUUCCUCUCUAACACGACAGGGAACACUCACACUACUGCGUCCGGUAGACGCACGAGCGGGACAGGCAGGGGACCCCUUCCGCCUGUGCCGAUGCCUACUGCCGGUGCGCAGGCGGGGGCGGGUCAGGGUGCUGCGCCGGCUUUGCAGAGGAGGAUCUCCCUGGAUUAGAACCUACGUAGUUGGGGUGAUCUGCUGGUAUUAUACCUCUGAGAGGCUCGAUGGUCACCUUUUUUCUUGCUCUCAUUCUUGUCGUCGGUCUCUCCUUGUUACUUUCUCACUUCUCACUACUCUCCCGUCACCAGUCACUCUCAAUUGUCAAUUGUCACCAGUCCUCUCACCCUCUCCACACACUUCUCGCUUCCACUGUCCAGCUGUACGCUCCAUGGCGCGAUGGCUUCGACUCUUCCUCCUCCUUCUAGAUAGACGUACCUUUUCUUCCCUCCCCUUUCCCCUUUCCCUUUCCCCUCCCUGGCACAACGCCGUGCUUUGAAACUCGCGAUACCCUUCUCUCUCCCUUCCUCCGCCUCUCUUUUUCUACCGCCUCUGUACCACCUUCUUUUUUGUCCUCUUUGUUAGAAAUGUACUACUACUUAUUCA